GUUGGAGUGUUUAUAUAUUGAGCUGCUGUGUUAACGUUCCUUCCUUUACUGUGGUGAAGUCCAACUGGUCUGACACAUUGCAAACCUGAAGAUGGCUGCUUUAAGAAACAGGGUUUUUGUUAUCGGAGUGGGAAUGACGAAGUUUGAAAAGCCUGGUGCAAGAGACAUUGAUUAUCCAGACAUGGCCAAAGAAGCAGGGCAGAGAGCGCUGGCCGAUGCUGGAAUCAAGUACAGUGCCAUUCAGCAAGCAUGUGUGGGCUAUGUAUAUGGUGACUCCACGUGUGGCCAAAGGGCUAUCUAUCACAGUCUGGGUCUGUCAGGAAUUCCCAUAAUUAAUGUCAACAAUAACUGCUCUACUGGUUCCACUGCACUGUUUAUGGGUCGUCAGCUCAUUCAGGGAGGUUUGGCUGACUGUGUCCUUGCCUUGGGCUUUGAGAAAAUGGAAAGAGGCUCACUGUCCUCAAAGUACAUGGACAGAACCAACCCUAUGGACAAGCACAUGGAGGUAAUGAUCAACCGUUAUGGGUUGGCGGCGGUACCGGCUGCACCUCAGAUGUUUGGCAACGCUGGCAGAGAACACAUGGAGAAGUACGGUACAAAACCAGAGCAUUUUGCCAAAGUUGCUUGGAAGAACCACAAGCAUUCCACCAAUAACCCAUACUCUCAGUUCCAGGAUGAAUAUAGUCUGGAGCAGGUCAUUGACUCCAGGAAGGUCUUUGAGUUCCUCACGCUCUUGCAGUGCUGCCCGACGUCAGACGGAGCAGGCGCUGCAGUGCUGGCCAGUGAGUCGUUUGUAAGAAGGAACGGACUAGAAAAAAAGGCGGUAGAGAUCGUAGCACAAGAAAUGGUCACAGACCUCUCCACCACCUUUGAGGAAAACAGCUGUAUGAAAAUGGUUGGUUAUGACAUGACCCGUCUCGCAGCUGAGAGGUGUUAUGACACCGCUGGCGUGAAGCCGUCAGAUGUGGACGUGAUCGAGCUGCACGACUGCUUCUCUGCCAAUGAGCUGAUCACCUAUGAAGCGCUGGGGCUCUGUCCUGAGGGCAAAGCCGGGGAGCUGAUUGAUCGGGGUGAUAACACAUAUGGUGGCAAGUGGGUGAUAAAUCCCAGUGGAGGACUCAUCUCUAAAGGACACCCACUCGGAGCUACAGGUCUGGCUCAGUGUGCGGAGCUGUGUUGGCAGCUGAGGGCCGAGGCGGGGCCCCGACAGGUCCCCGGGGCAAAGCUCGCCCUGCAGCACAACAUCGGCCUCGGUGGAGCCGUGGUAGUCACACUCUACAAGAUGGGCUUCCCUCAGGAAACAAGCUCUAGGAUAGCAGCGGUGUCCACCAGCGCCUCCAGUGACCGCUCGGGGUUCAAAGCUCACACCGUCUUCAAGGAGAUCGAGAAGAAGUUGCAGGAGGAAGGUGAAGCAUAUGUAAAGAAAAUUGGCGGUGUUUUUGCAUUCAAAGUGAAAGAUGGUCCCGGUGGAAGUGAUGCAUUAUGGGUGGUGGAUGUGAAGAAUGGCAAAGGCUCUGUUUCUAGUGACGCAGGUAAAAAGGCAGACUGCACUAUCGCUAUGGCUGACGCAGAUCUGCUGGAUAUGAUGACAGGGCAGCUCAAUCCACAAACGGCAUUUUUCCAAGGAAAGCUAAAGAUCACCGGGAAUAUGGGGAUGGCCAUGAAACUUCAAAACCUUCAGCUGACGCCCGGAAAAGCCAAACUGUGAAACCACAGCUCCCAACAAACAGGAAAAUGGCACAAACAACUAAUUUCUACAUUUCUGUUUAACAUAUCACACAAUAACAAGAGGUCUAUUGGUCACUCCAUAAAUGUAACAGCAAAAAACACACUUGAAAAAGCAUGUCAAGCAUAAUCCAGUACAAAAAAGUAAGCUUGUUACUAGCAUAUUAAUGAUAAUGUGACUGUUAUGGAGCAUAAUUGAAAUAACAAUGUGUUGCCAUUACAAUAUUUAUAAGUAUUAAUCAGGCAGAAUAAGAAAUAUGUCUACUUAAACUAAUGUUACAGCAGUGACCUUCCUCAAAUCAGCAUUGAUCAAGUGUGAUUGGUUUAAAAGCACUGAAGCGUUAAUGAUGUGUCCGUUAAUAAGCGAUUGAUAUCCGGUUAUCACGCCUGCAUCGACUUACUUUGGACUUUUAAGUGAUUCUAGAAAAGUCGAUAUAAAUCAGAAUCAAGCUUUGAUAUUAUCAGAUGCUGAUAUUGAAUCUUUAAAGACCGGAGAACAGGGCGUCGAGUGUACAAUACUGUAAUUUAAAAAGUAUUUUUGGUAUUAAUCAAGUGAUUUCUAAUAAAUAUUCCGUUUACCUCAAAA
Danio rerio (zebrafish) is the source of this 2311-nucleotide messenger RNA. It is a transcript of the gene scp2a, whose product is annotated as sterol carrier protein 2a. Gene Ontology annotation, molecular function: acetyl-CoA C-acyltransferase activity; acetyl-CoA C-myristoyltransferase activity; acyltransferase activity, transferring groups other than amino-acyl groups. NCBI's taxonomy places the organism in Eukaryota, Metazoa, Chordata, Actinopteri, Cypriniformes, Danionidae. Gene Ontology annotation, biological process: lipid transport. Gene Ontology annotation, cellular component: cytoplasm; mitochondrion; peroxisome. The record is from RefSeq and is marked validated.